AUGGCUACUAGUUUAAAGCAUAGGCAUGUAACAGAGUCUGGAGAAGUUACUGAACCGGUGGAAAUUCUUGACGAACAAGUAAGAUCAUCAUCCGGAAUUCUUUCACUUCCUUUACCAACUAGUGAAAAGAUUUUAUCAUAUACACCAUUUCCUUUGAUUUCAACAAUAUUUUCAAUUAGCGCAUUAAUAUUUUCAAUAUAUUUAUUACAAGCCCAAAAUGUUACCUUCAUUCAUAUUUAUUCAGGAGCAUUUCUUUCUUUAGUACCAAAUAUUUUAGCAAUUAAUACAUCAGAGAGAAUGGAAAAAUUAUGGUGGGGAAUACCUCUUGGAUUACUUAUAUUGGAUAUUAUCGCUUUAUUAUUAAUUAAAGAUUCAGAACAAGAUGUUAAAAGUUUAGAGAAAUUAAAAUAUAAAAUGGACGUAGAGAUUGCUCGUAAAACUUUUGAAUUCUCUAACAAUAUUGUACAAGUAGAUCCCGCCCAAGAUCAUAUAUAUCGGUACAAUAAUGACGAACAAGUACAAAUAAACCAAGAAAAACCUUGGACCAAAGAUGUUCAUUACUUUACAAAAAUCAAAAUUUCGGCAGUAGCACUUAUAAAAAUGGUAAUGCAUGCCCGAUCUGGUGGAAGUAUUGAAGUAAUGGGUCUUAUGCAAGGAAAGAUUGAUGGUAGUACUAUGAUCAUUAUGGAUGCAUUCGCUUUACCGGUUGAAGGAACUGAGACAAGAGUUAAUGCUCAAGCUGAAGCUUAUGAAUACAUGGUUCAAUAUUUGACUACUAUUAGGCAGGUGGGUAGACUUGAAAACGUUGUAGGUUGGUAUCAUAGUCAUCCGGGAUAUGGAUGUUGGCUUUCUGGAAUUGAUGUAAAUACACAAAUGACGAAUCAAAAAUAUCAAGAUCCAUUUGUUGCCGUAGUUAUCGAUCCCAAUCGAACCGUAUCUGCGGGAAAAGUUGAAAUUGGUGCUUUUAGAACUUAUCCAGAAGGAUAUAAAGCUCCUGAUGAUGGACCUUCUGAAUAUCAAACUAUUCCUUUGAGUAAAAUUGAGGAUUUUGGUGUUCAUUCGGAACAAAUUGCUGAUUUAGCCGAAAAAUUGGAUCAAACCGAAACACAAUUACAACAAAGUGGUAGAGUGUCUAGUUUUCCUGGAGGCGUGGGAGGGGGUCGUAGUGCUACUUCCCCUUCACAACCUACUUCAGCAUCUUCGUUAGCUUCUAAUACUAGUGGUACUGGCGGUUCCACAUCUUCCACAACAACUGAAAAGAAAAGAGUAGAAGAAAGUCCACUUAGUAAAGUUACAAAGGAUAGGUAA
Molecule: messenger RNA, 1308 nt
Organism: Diversispora eburnea
Lineage: Eukaryota; Fungi; Glomeromycota; Glomeromycetes; Diversisporales; Diversisporaceae
Source: the annotation of a GenBank genome assembly